Plasmodium malariae is the source of this 387-nucleotide messenger RNA. Its product is annotated as ubiquitin-60S ribosomal protein L40, putative. The record is from RefSeq and is a predicted model, not a curated record. Lineage: Eukaryota; Apicomplexa; Aconoidasida; Haemosporida; Plasmodiidae. The coding region runs from base 1 to 387 and encodes 128 amino acids. Gene Ontology annotation, biological process: modification-dependent protein catabolic process; translation; protein ubiquitination. The transcript is spliced from 2 exons. Gene Ontology annotation, cellular component: cytoplasm; ribosome; nucleus. Gene Ontology annotation, molecular function: protein tag activity; structural constituent of ribosome; ubiquitin protein ligase binding.
AUGCAAAUUUUCGUAAAAACUCUAACGGGAAAAACCAUUACGCUUGAUGUCGAACCAUCUGACACUAUUGAGAAUGUAAAGGCAAAAAUUCAAGAUAAGGAGGGAAUUCCACCAGACCAACAAAGACUAAUUUUUGCAGGAAAACAGCUAGAAGAUGGAAGAACCUUAUCUGACUACAAUAUUCAAAAGGAGUCUACUUUGCACUUGGUUUUAAGACUAAGAGGAGGAGCAAUAGAACCUUCGCUGGCCCAAUUAGCACAGAAAUAUAACUGUCAAAAAUUAAUAUGUAGAAAAUGUUAUGCUCGAUUACACCCUAGGGCAACCAACUGCAGAAACAAAAAAUGCGGAAGAACCAAUCAAUUAAGACCAAAGAAAAAAUUAAAGUGA